This is a messenger RNA of Penaeus monodon (black tiger shrimp), 406 nucleotides long. RefSeq names its product sodium- and chloride-dependent taurine transporter-like. Gene Ontology annotation, cellular component: membrane. Gene Ontology annotation, biological process: sodium ion transmembrane transport. NCBI's taxonomy places the organism in Eukaryota, Metazoa, Arthropoda, Malacostraca, Decapoda, Penaeidae. The transcript is spliced from 4 exons. The record is from RefSeq and is a predicted model, not a curated record. Bases 1 to 381 code for a protein of 126 amino acids.
AUGACACCGCUGAUCGUCUCGCAAGAAAUACCUGCAGUCUGGAUCCGCCUACUGCUGGAAGGAGAUGUGAAAAACGGUGUGUCUUCAGCCGAUGAAUUCUUUCACCAGAAGAUCCUGCGGGUCUCGUCCGGCAUCGACGACCUCGGCCGCAUUGAGUGGCCGGUUGUUAUCGUGACCUUCGUGGUCUUCGUCUUCCUCUUUUUCUGCGUCUUCAAGGGGAUUAAGAUUCUGGGGAAAGUCGUGUGGUUCACAGCGAUUUUCCCGUUUGUCAUGCUGUUCAUUCUGCUGAUACGUGGGGUCACACUUCCGGGAGCCACGGAUGGAAUCUACUUCUACAUCUAUCCCGAGUUUAACAGACUUAAAGAGAUGAAGGUGAACUAAAUAGCUAUAGUGUUGAAUAUUUAUA